This is a messenger RNA of Gigantopelta aegis, 3177 nucleotides long. Its product is annotated as copine-8-like. The coding region runs from base 1 to 1833 and encodes 610 amino acids. The transcript is spliced from 20 exons. Gene Ontology annotation, biological process: cellular response to calcium ion. Gene Ontology annotation, cellular component: plasma membrane. Lineage: Eukaryota; Metazoa; Mollusca; Gastropoda; Neomphalida; Peltospiridae. Gene Ontology annotation, molecular function: calcium-dependent phospholipid binding. The record is from RefSeq and is a predicted model, not a curated record.
AUGGCGUCGUUGGGAGGUUUUCAAGCAGGCACAGCUGCAAUUCCAGCAUCUCAAGUUGAAAUCAGUGUUACCUGCAGAAAUCUAUGUGAUUGUGACACCUUUUCAAAGUCUGAUCCCAUGUGUGUUCUUUUUACAAAAGAUGUCAAAGCAAACAAAUUUUUCGAAUUUGGACGAACAGAAACUAUACAGGACAAUCUAAAUCCACAGUUUGUGAAACGUUUUGUCAUAGACUACUACUUUGAAGAAUCACAGAAACUACGGUUUGAAUUGUAUGAUAUCGACUCUACCAGUCACAACCUGAGCCAGCAUGACUUCCUGGGUUCCCUUGAGUGUACACUUGGAGAGCUGGUGGGAGCACCGGGAGGAAAGACCACAAAACCACUAACACGAAAUUUUGUAAACAGUGGAUCAAUAACAUUACGUGUGGAAGAACUUGGAGUUUCAAAAGAAGUCUGUCACCUUCAGCUGAAGGCCACGAAACUAGACAAGAUGGACUGGUUCGGCAAGUCUGACCCCACCCUCUGGUUCUACCGAGCCAACGAAGAUGGAAGCUUUACACUGGUUCACAGAACUGAAGUAAUCAAGAAUACUCUGAAUCCAACAUGGCAGCCAUUUACAAUCCCUGUGAGGUCUCUGUGUAAUGGAGACUAUGACAGAUCUAUAAAAGUUGAAUGUUAUGACUGGAAUAGUGAUGGCAGCCAUGAUCUGAUUGGAGAAUUCACGACAAACCUGCGGACUCUGUCCAAAGGCCCGGGUUCAGAAAAUCAGUAUGAGGUGAUAAACCCACAUAAAAAGCAAAAGAAGAAAGGUUAUAAACAUUCUGGGAUGGUAUUGUUGAUGAACUGCAGAAUAGAAAAACAGCAUUCAUUCCUCGACUACAUUAAGGGAGGAAUGCAGAUGAACUUUACAGUUGCGAUUGAUUUCACUGCAUCCAAUGGCAACCCACAGACCCCGACAUCUUUACACUACAUAAACCCAUACCAGCUGAACCAGUACGCUUCGGCACUAACAGCUGUGGGAGAAAUAAUACAGGAUUAUGACAGUGACAAGCUGUUUCCUGCUCUUGGCUUUGGUGCUCGUUUGAGGGAUCAAACCGUGUCCCAUGAAUUUGCUCUGAAUUUUAACAUUUCGAACCCUUACUGUCAAGGCAUCCAAGGUGUCUUGCAGGCCUACUACAGUUGUCUUCAGAAUGUCCAGUUGUAUGGACCAACUAAUUUCGCUCCGGUCAUUAACCAUGUUGCAAGGUUUGCUGCAGCAGUUCGAGACGGCUCACAGUAUUUUGUUCUCCUCAUCAUCACUGACGGCAUCAUCACAGACAUGCCGCAGACCGUGCAGGCUGUAGUUAAUGCUUCUACCUUGCCACUGUCUAUCAUCAUUGUGGGUGUAGGUGAUGCUGAUUUUGAAGCUAUGAACAUGCUUGAUGGAGAUGAUGUCAGGCUAUCAUAUAAUGGGAAAUACGCUGAACGUGAUAUAGUGCAGUUUGUUCCGUUCCGUGAUUUCCUGAACAGCAGCAACCAGCAGAUUAGCCAGGCUCACCUGGCCAAGGAGGUUCUGGCCGAAAUCCCCGACCAGGUGCUGUCCUACAUGAAGAAGUUCAACAUCAAACCCAGGCCGCCACUCAUACCACAAGACAGCACGGUCAGUGCAGCCAGCGUAGCAGCACCGUCACAAACUCAACAAGCAGCACCUCCAUAUUCACAGCAAGGAGCACCUCCAUAUCCUCAACAAGGAGCACCUCCAUAUCCUCAACAAGGAGCACCUCCAUAUUCACAGCAAGCAGCACCUCCUUAUCCUCAACAAGGAGGGCCUCCUCCACCUUACCCUGGACGUUAAGACUUGUGGGAUCACGUUAAGUCUUGUGGGGAUCAGUUUAAAUCUUGUGAGGAUCAGUUUAAGUCUUGUGGGGAUCAGUUUAAGUCUUGUGGAGAUCAGGUUAAGUCUUGUGAGGAUCAGUUUAAGUCUUGUUGGGAUACGGUUAAGUCUUGUUGGGAUCAGUUUAAGUCUUGUGGGGAUCAGGUUAAGUCUUGUGGGGAUCAGGUUAAGUCUUGUUGGGAUCAUGUUAAGACUUGUGGGGAUCAGUUUAAGUCUUGUUGGGAUCAGGUUAAGUCUUGUGGGGAUCAAGAACACCAUGGAGUAUCAUGGUCUUCCUUGGAGCAAGGUCCAUUGCUCCAGUACCUGUCAAUUUUGUCCACAGAGAUACAGACUGGAUCAAAGUUGCUAUGUAUGUUCGUGGAUGUGUAGGACAAGGUCCAGAUAUUCCUUGUUAAUUUUGUUUUCUUUCCUUUUUUCCUCUCUGAAAUCCAUAUCAUUUCUUCCCAGUCUAGCAAGUCUUUUAUCUUGCAGCUGGUUUGCUGUUCCCCCACAAACCAGUCCUUGUCUCUCCAACUACAGCAGGUGCUUGUGUCUUGUAGUGAUAUGUGGCAUACAUUCACUAUUUCCGAUUAGAUUUUGCUGUGAGCUUAGUAUGACCACAUCAAAGUGUGUUCAGAUGUUACUUCUGGUAUUGUUAAGAGGUACCGGUAACCACUUACUCUACUAAGCCUUGUACAUCAUUUUAGUCCCAUGGGCAUGUAUGUCACCAAGAACAUGUAUACAUCACCAAGAACAUGAAUAGAUCACCAAGAACAUGAACACAUCACCAAGAACAUGAAUACAUCACCAAGAAUGUGAAUAGAUCACCAAGAACAUUAAUACAUCACCAAGAACAUGAAUACAUCACCAAGAACGUGAAUAGAUCACCAAGAACGUGAAUACAUCACCAAGAAUGUGAAUACAUCAUCAGGAACGUGAAUGCAUCAUCAGGAACAUCAUGGGUAAUCAUAGUCUCCUUAGGGACAUGAUGAAUUUCUGCUUUGUCCAUCAUUUUAAUGCUGUUAUCAUUAAAGGUACUUACAUGUAAUGAAUAACUAGUCUACCCAGGGACCAUAAAUAUCUAACCAUGCCUAGUCCAUCUCUGUAUGUUCAUCAUCGUUGUGUAUACCAAGAACACUUAUUAAUAAUCAUGGUCAACAUGGGGUGGCAGUCACUCGGUUUAGAUCUUUGUUGAUCAGUUUAGUUCAAGAUUAUAUUACAGAACAGAACAGAACAGAAUUUAUUUACACUCUGGCCGUUCAGCAACAGCAUAGGAGGGCUACAUAAUAUAAAGGAACAUAUAUAUAUAUAUAUAUAUACAUGAAG